ACAAUCGCAAGUCACGGUGAGCCAUGCCUCUCUGAGGCCUUCACGUAUGUAUGUAUAAAGCUGAGAAGCCUUGGAAGGUUGCAGUUAGUUAUUUCAGAAGCGUGCUAAACAGAUAGUCACUUGUAAUGGAUACUGCAGAUUAGUGUGACAUUGUCGUACGGCAGUCUGAGCAUAUGAAAGACGGGACAUAAACAAAAACAUCUGCAUACACUUGUGAUAAUUGUUGAUCAGUUUGAGAUCUUGAAUAAUCGGGAUUAAAUGGCGAGCUACUUCGAAAUUUUAUGCGGCGUCGCCGCAUUACUUCUGGCUCUCUACUAUUACUCCACCUCGACCUUCGAUUUCUGGAAGAAUCGUGGAGUAGUUGGUCCACGACCUAUACCAUUUUUUGGAACCAGCAAGGACCUCAUGUUCGCGAAAAUUUCAGUGGCCGAAUACACUAAAAAUAUUUAUGAUAAAUAUAAAAAUGAGCCAUUGAUUGGCUUGUACCAUGGAAGAUUGCCACUUCUCAUUCUUAAUGAUCCAGAAAUUAUAAAAGAUGUCCUCAUCAGGGACUUCUCCAAAUUUUCGGACCGAGGAACUCAUACUUUUGAAAAAACUGAGCCGUUGUCGGCGCACCUCUUCAAUUUAGAAUCAGAAAGAUGGCGGCCAUUAAGAUCAAGGCUCUCACCAAUAUUUACAUCCGGCAGGAUAAAAGAGAUGUUCACUCUCAUACUCGAGUGUUCCCAGCACUUGGAAAAAUACUUGGACAAACAAAUUGAAAAAGGAGAGCCCAUCGAGUGUCGCGAGUUAACAGCAAAAUUCACCACUGACGUCAUUGGUUCCUGUGCAUUUGGAAUCGAUAUGAGCGCAAUGUCAGACGAGGAUAGCGAGUUUCGUCGAAUGGGCAGAGAAGUGUUCGCUGUAAAUUUGGAAAAUAUCGCACGAUUUAAAGCGAGGCAAUUCCUGCCAAAGUUAUACGCGAUGCUCGGAUACGUAUUCUCUGACAAGAAAUACUCGCCGUUCUUCACGAAAGUCGUUGCAGAUUCUAUAAAAUAUAGGAAAGAGAAUAACAUCGUUAGGCCAGAUUUUAUCAAUAUGUUAAUGGAACUUAAAGAACAUCCAGAUAAAUUAGAAAAUAUCGAGUUAACGGAUACAUUACUUGCUGCGCAAGCAUUUGUAUUCUUCGUAGCGGGUUUCGAAACCUCUUCCUCGACGAUGAGCAACGCUCUCUACGAAUUAGCUCGAAAUCAAGACGUGCAAAAUAAGUUACGCAAAGAAAUCAGAGCGUGUUGGGAUAAAAAUAAUGGACACUUGAAAUACGAGGAUAUCAAGGGAAUGGAAUACUUCGACAAGGUAUUUAAAGAAACCUUACGGAUGUAUCCACCAGGAACAAUUUUAAUGAGGCAAGCAAUGUCUGAUUAUACAUUCAAUGGACCAAAAGUUACAAUACCAAAGGAAACGGCAAUAUGGAUCCCAGUAUUAGCGAUACAUCGAGAUCCUGAUAUCUUUCCAAACCCUGAUUCAUUUGAUCCUGAAAGAUUUAACAACGAUGUUGUUGCUGCAAGACAUUCUAUGAAUUAUCUGCCUUUUGGUGACGGACCAAGAAAUUGCAUUGGUGCACGAUUCGCAGUUUAUCAAACCAAACUUGGACUAAUUACAAUUAUUCGCAAUCACAAAGUGGACGUAUGCGAAAAAACUAUGACGUCUUAUGAAUUUGACCCAGGAGCAAUUUUGUUAGCACCGAAAGAUGGAAUAUAUCUGAAGAUAACUAAAUUAUAAAAAUAAUACAAAAACAUGUACAGUAUCACCAUAUUUGCAUUAAAUUGAAGGUUGUUCUAAUUUUCAUAAAAAUUUACUCGUGUUACGAAUAUACAAACAAUUUCUAGUCAAAUGUCAAAUGUACAUUAAUAUUCGGUCAUCAUGGUACUUUAAUCAUUAUUACUCUAUAUACAUAUAUGUACUGUCCGACAAACCUAAAGUGAAGCUUCUGACGUCGCA
Messenger RNA from Habropoda laboriosa, 1977 nucleotides. Its product is annotated as cytochrome P450 6a2-like. Gene Ontology annotation, molecular function: oxidoreductase activity, acting on paired donors, with incorporation or reduction of molecular oxygen; monooxygenase activity; heme binding. The coding region runs from base 259 to 1758 and encodes 499 amino acids. The record is from RefSeq and is a predicted model, not a curated record. Lineage: Eukaryota; Metazoa; Arthropoda; Insecta; Hymenoptera; Apidae. The transcript has 7 exons.